UGUGAGCGGCGAGGCGCUGCCGGGCACCAUGCAGAAGAGCGUGCGGUAUAACGAGGGGCACGCCCUGUACCUGGCGCUGCUGGCCCGCAAGGAGGGCACCAAGCGCGGCUACCUGAGCAAGAGGACGGCCGAGGCCAACCGCUGGCACGAGAAGUGGUUCGCCCUUUACCAGAACGUCCUCUUCUACUUCGAGAGCGAGCAGAGCGCCCGGCCCGCCGGCAUCUACAUGCUGGAGGGCUGCAGCUGCGAGCGGACACCAGCACCCAAGGGCGCGGCCGCCGGCAGCGCGAAGGACGCGGCGCUGGACAAGCAGUAUUACUUUACUGUUCUAUUUGGCCAUGAAGGGCAGAAGCCACUGGAGCUCCGUUGUGAGGAUGAAGGUGAUGGAGAUGAAUGGGUGGAAGCUAUUCACCAGGCUAGUUAUUCAGAUAUUCUGAUUGAAAGGGAAGUACUGAUGCAGAAGUACAUUCAUCUUGUCCAAAUUGUAGAGACUGAAAAGAUUGCAGCCAAUCAGCUUCGACAUCAACUUGAAGAUCAAGACACAGAAAUUGAAAGACUUAAAUCAGAAGUAUGUGAGAAAAUUAUAGCUCUAAAUAAAACAAAAGAAAGAAUGCGACCUUAUCAAGGCAACCAGGAAGAUGAGGAUCCAGAUAUUAAAAAAAUUAAAAAGGUUCAGAGCUUUAUGAGAGGCUGGUUAUGUAGAAGAAAAUGGAAGACUAUUGUCCAAGAUUAUAUUUGUUCUCCCCAUGCAGAAAGUAUGAGAAAAAGGAAUCAGAUAGUUUUUAACAUGGUUGAGGCUGAAUCUGAAUAUGUGCAUCAACUUUAUGUUCUUGUGAACUGUUUUCUGAGGCCCUUAAGAAUGGCUGCAAGUUCAAAGAAGCCACCUAUCAGUCAUGAUGAUGUUAGUAGCAUUUUCCUUAAUAGUGAAACAAUCAUGUUUCUUCAUGAAAUAUUUCAUCAAGGUUUAAAAGCAAGGAUUGCUAAUUGGCCUACCUUAAUUCUAGCUGACUUAUUUGACAUUCUGCUGCCAAUGCUGAACAUAUAUCAAGAAUUUGUUCGGAAUCAUCAGUAUAGUCUACAAGUACUGGCAAAUUGUAAGCAAAACAGAGAUUUUGACAAACUCUUGAAGCAAUAUGAAGCCAACCCAGCAUGUGAGGGGCGAAUGCUGGAAACUUUCCUUACUUACCCCAUGUUUCAGAUUCCUAGAUACAUAAUAACGCUUCAUGAGCUCCUGGCUCACACACCACAUGAACAUGUUGAACGAAAAAGCCUUGAAUUUGCAAAAUCCAAACUAGAAGAACUUUCAAGGGUAAUGCAUGAUGAAGUGAGUGACACAGAAAACAUCCGGAAGAAUCUGGCCAUAGAAAGAACAAUAGUAGAAGGCUGUGAUAUAUUGCUAGAUACUAGUCAAACUUUUAUACGCCAAGGUUCUCUUAUUCAAGUCCCUUCAGUUGAAAGGGGAAAACUUAGCAAAGUUCGUCUGGGAUCAUUAUCCUUGAAAAAGGAAGGAGAAAGGCAGUGCUUCUUAUUUACAAAGCAUUUUUUAAUUUGUACAAGAAGUUCAGGAGGAAAACUGCAUCUCCUUAAGACAGGAGGCGUUCUGUCGUUAAUAGAGUGCACAUUGAUUGAGGAGACAGAUGCAACUGAUGAUGACUCAAAAAGCUCUGGACAGGUGUUUGGACACCUCGAUUUCAAGCUUGUCGUUGAACCUACAGAUGCUCCUCCUUUUACUAUUGUCCUCUUAGCCCCUUCACGUCAAGAGAAAGCUGCAUGGACAAGUGAUAUAAGUCAGUGCAUUGAUAACAUAAGGUGCAAUGGUUUAAUGACCAUAGUGUUUGAAGAAAAUUCUAAAGUCACUGUGCCGCAUAUGAUAAAGUCUGAUGCACGUCUUCAUAGAGAUGACAUUGAUAUCUGCUUCAGCAAAACUCUAAAUUCCUGCAAAGUACCUCAGAUCCGUUAUGCAAGUGUUGAACGCCUUUUGGAGAGGCUCACAGACUUGCGAUUUCUGAGUAUUGAUUUCCUGAAUACGUUCCUACACACUUACCGCAUAUUCACUACUGCAGCUGUUGUACUGGAAAAACUUUCAGACAUUUACAGACGGCCUUUCACUUCCAUUCCAGUUAGGGCUUUGGAGUUAUUUUUUGCUACCAGUCAAAACAACAGAGGAGAUUACCUAGCUGAUGCGAAGUCACCGCAUCUCUGUCGCAAAUUUUCAUCUCCCCCUCCACUGUCCCUUUCCAGAACAUCCUCACCUGUCAGAACUCGAAAAUUGUCAUUGACUUCACCACUGAAUUCAAGAAUUGGUGCCCUUGAUCUUUCUGCUUCAUCUGUGGCAUGCAGUCCUACCUCAACCUAUAGUCCAGCCACUUCUCCUCCACCAACAGGUAGCAAAGUACCUCUCGACCUUAGCAAAGGGCCCUCCUCUCCUGAGCAAAGCCCUGGCUCCAUAGAGGACAGCUUGGAGAAUCCUCGCAUUGACCUCUGUAACAAGCUGAGGAGAAGCAUUCGAAGAGCAGCAGUUCUAGAAUCAGUGUCAGUGGACAGAACUAUUCCUGAAAGCACCUCAGCGGUGGAUACCACAGAACUUUCCCCAUGUAGAUCCCCUUCAACACCACGUCAUCUCCGCUAUCGUCAACCAGGAGUACAAACUGCUGACAACAGUCACUGUGCUGUUUCUCCUGCAUCUGCUUUUGCUAUUGCUACAGCUGCAGCAGGACAUGGGAGUCCACCAGGUUUUAGCAAUUCUGAACGCAUGUGUGACAAAGAGUUCAUAAUACGCAGAGCAGCCACUAAUCGUGUCCUGAAUGUCUUACGUCACUGGGUCUCCAAGCACUCUCAGGAUUUUGAACUAAAUAAUGAGUUGAAAAUGAAUGUGUUAAAUUUGCUGGAAGAAGUUUUGAGAGACCCUGAUCUUCUACCACAAGAAAGGAAAGCUACUGCAAAUAUCCUGAGGGCUCUUUCUCAGGAUGAUCAAGAUGAUACCCAUUUAAAAAUAGAGGAUAUCAUUCAGAUGUCAGAGUGUCCAAAACCAGAGUGCUUUGAGACUUUGUCAGCCAUGGAACUUGCAGAGCAAAUAACUCUUUUAGACCACAUAGUUUUCAGAAGCAUACCCUACGAAGAGUUUCUUGGGCAGGGCUGGAUGAAACUGGAUAAAAAUGAGAGAACACCCUAUAUUAUGAAAACUAGCCAACAUUUUAAUGAUAUGAGUAACCUUGUUGCUUCCCAGAUAAUGAAUUAUGCCGAUGUCAGCUCCCGGGCUAACUCAAUUGAAAAGUGGGUAGCAGUAGCUGAUAUUUGUCGAUGUAUGCACAAUUAUAAUGGUGUGUUAGAAAUCACAUCAGCCUUGAACAGAAGUGCGAUCUACAGACUGAAGAAAACUUGGGCUAAAGUUUCCAAACAGGCAAAAGCACUCAUGGACAAGCUUCAGAAGACUGUGUCAUCUGAAGGAAGAUUUAAAAAUCUUAGAGAAACACUCAAAAAUUGUAACCCACCUGCUGUUCCAUACCUUGGAAUGUACUUGACAGAUCUAGCAUUUAUUGAGGAAGGAACACCAAAUUUCACUGAGGAAGGCCUUGUUAAUUUUUCCAAAAUGAGAAUGAUCUCACACAUUAUCAGGGAAAUACGCCAAUUCCAGCAGACCUCCUACCGCAUAGAACAUCAGCAGAAGGUCACUCACUACUUACUUGACAAGACACUCAUCAUAGAUGAAGAUACUUUGUAUGAGCUUUCCCUAAAGCUUGAACCCAGACUCCCUGCCUGAAGAUCCAGCUUUGUCUCAGAGUCUACAGAAUGCUUUAAUACAAUGAACAAAAUUAUGCAUGCCCAGUCCUAAAGACAGCAAGGGAAAUACUGAGAAGAAUGCAAGCUCUCUUUUCCAGUAAGAGAUACUGAACCUCACAGCAUUUCCCUCUCAGGCAACAAAAAUUUGCUGUUGGACAUGGAAGACAGAGAUGCUUUCAUCUCUGCAUUAAGUGAUUGCUAUUUUGCAAAGACAGUGUUUCACAGUAAGAUGUGUGCAUUUAGUGGAAAAUAAGAGGCUUUGCUGUGAAAGAUAACUCAUUCUAGCUAUCUUAAUGUUGACAAAUUUAAACAGUGGUAAUAUACCCAGUUACAUAAGGCAGAUGAGCAAAAUGAGAUGGCUCUGAUGUGGUCUGUGUUGAUGGCUGACAGUGCAGUCACUGAGGAAGUAAUGGUACUGGUGUCCUCCUGUGACUUUAAAUUAAUUGAAAAAAAAAUGGGAACUUAAUCAUCUCCUAGCCUGGAGUGACUCUAAGGUAGCAUCUAGUAUCUCUCUCCCUAUCCACAGUUGUUCUAAAUGUUUGUUUAAUGAUAUCCUUUAUAGAAUGUUACCUUUGUUUCCUAUAAAUGUCUUAUCAGCCUUUUCUAAGGUAACUGAUUUUACAUAUAAAUAAAUUGUAAAUAUUUUUUCAUUAAUAUUCUAUGAGAAUAUUUUCAGCAUGGAAAGUAAAUAAACUAGCUGAAUAGUUGUACACAGUUGCCAACCUUGCAGGCUUCAUCUGGGAAGUACAAGGUUAGGAGCUAUACCUGAGACUCGAGAGAUCUGGGCCUGCAGUGAACGGGGAUGGUUAGUCGUGUUGCAAUGCAGUCCUGAAAAGGCACUUUAUUUUUUCUGCACCUUCUGCAAUUUCUGCGGCAAGUCAGGCAACAGAGCACUUUCUGGACACACUGUGGAGAGAAGAAUAUACAUGGCCUGUCAAUAAGUAGUGACUAUUAGAAGUUGGAAUGGCUGUUUUGCUUGGACAUGUCUGGUUUUUGUUCAGUAACCGAGUGCUGACUCUGCUCUAAAAUCAUUCAUAUCAGCAGCAAACUUGGAAUGGAGCAAACACGUACUACACAUUUUUAUUUGAAGUAGUGAUUGUCAUUUGUGUAGGGGCACGUUUCAAGGAAAUGUAACAGAUGGUAACUGUUUUUAAAGCCUAUGCUUUUGUGAUAUGUACCAGGUAGACAGAUUUCAUUUCUACAGAUAGUUGCUACUUCCUAAAAUUUUCUGAUCAUAAGUGGCCUGUUGUAGCUGCAUGGCAAGUGAGCUCAAAUGCAUGCUGUAAAGUACAUCAAAAUACAAAGUGCUGGUAUUAGCACUGUUGAAUAACUUGGCUGGAAAAGUGUCCUUUUCCAAUGAUGUUCAGCCAGUUGAAGAAAUAGGGCUAUAUCACUGUAUACCUCCCUUAAAUCCUCUCAGGGAGAUAAAUGUUCAAAAUGGAUUGUGACCUAGGCCUAUUUGAUCUGACAGUUCUCACUACAGUCAUGAUGCUUCUGAAUGAUUGCAAUGAAAAAUGGAUCUGCCUGGCUUGUGUGCUUUGUCUUUAAUUGCACUUUAAUUAUAUUGUUGGUCCAGCCGAGAACCGCACAGUAAAGUCAUUCAUUCUACACAAGUGUAAAUGCAAGCAUUUAUAAAUGUACCUUAGCAACUGUAAAAUUAGUAAAGGGUCUUCAUCUCAAGGACCACCUCUUUGUAAAUAACUGCAUGUAAUACUGGGAAGUUCCUCAGUUAGAAAAGCAGACAGCGACAAAAAAGGAAAUUCCAGAAACAUCUGAAGUAUUUCUCAUGAUUGCUGUAGAAAUGAACGUGGAAGAUACUACUUAUAGAAGCUUUUAAUUAUCAAAACUGUGCUUAUUCUUUUCAUUAAUUGCUGACAAAAAAGCUGGUCACAUCCCAGUGCAUGGUAGAAUGAAAAGCAUGUUUUGUUUGGAGCACAAAACCAGCUUUUUGUUUAUUCUCUGUACAAAAACAGAUACUGUCUGUUAUUUUUGUUAAAGAUUUCAAGGUCAAAAAGAAAUGGGGGGAAAGUGGUCAAAAAAAUAUGAUUUCUUAAUUUGGUUUUGUUGUUUCUCUGUUAACACGGAAAAUAUGUAACAGCUGUCAGUGUGGCUUGGCAUCUCUGUUGUUUGCUGUGAACUGCUGCUUUAUCUUCCUGUAUCCUUCUAUACCAAAUUUCCUUGAUGUUUUUAGGGUUACAGGGUAUAGUUCUUUGUCUUAUUUUGUUCAGUUUGUUGUUCUGUACUUUUGGUACAUGUAUUGGUUCUUCAGACUUUGAGAACACUGAAUAUGUUUUAAUGCUUGCUGUACACAGGGGUGGUGCUGUGCUAGUGCUCCAGUGUUACACAUGGACAUAGGCUAGGAAGAUGAAGGAUUAAAGAUGUUUAUUUUGAUGGUGCUAAGCAUCUGGUAUCUUUAAGUCAAGUCAACCACAGUGUGGUUGUUCAGCCCCUCUGGAAAGGGAUGUACUACUUACAUGCCAAAAUUUACCCCUUGGUCAGUGGCAGGAUUUAGACUGGCAUCACUGGAGUAACUUGGUAAAUAUUAUGGUCAGAGCAGUGUUUGAUUCAAUGAUAAACAAUUUAACAAUGGUUUUGGAUGUGGAUUCAAUGUGUUCAUUAAAACAGAGGAGGUGGCUGCUCAAAGAAUUGAUCAAAUAUUUUGACAAUCUUAAUCCUAGCCAGUAUUUGCAAUCCCAAAUCUGAGUUGGAAAAAGCUGUUGUGAAGAAGUCCUAUGCAGUAAGUGCAGAGUGAUGCAUUUUGCCCCUCACUCAGGUAGUAUAUGCAUUUCAAAUGUAAGCAGCCUGAGUGCCUCUGCUACAGUACUGCUGCAGCGCUUGAGCUAUGGCUGUAGUUAGUAGGCAACCUGCUUUAUGUGAAGCUUUGCUCAGUACACCCACCCAACCAGCUAGUGCAGUGAUCUGUCCCUCUGUACUGCACAGGGCUUGUGCAGUUCCUUACUACCAGUUUCUCUCUGCCACUCCACCACAGACUUAUAAUGUAGUGUAUUGAGAUGCAAAUCCUAUUCAUCAGAUACCCCGUUUGCCACUGGUGUUUCAGGGAGGAUGUUUCCAAGUGAGGAUUUUGGCAUUCGGACCUUGCUGUCUUUUAGGAUCUUGUCCAUUGUACUUUUAUGCCGUGGAAGCAGUGCGGACUUACUCAUUUUUGCAAAUGGAGCUGAAAAAGCCCAUAUGAUUUAGAAUUUGUGAGAAAGAGAAGGGCUGAAGUACCUCUCUACUUGCCUUUGUUAGCUCCUCAGCGCUGCUGCACCCGUGAGACGCAACAGCAGUUCAUUGCGGGGGGGUUGCUCUCUUCAUUGCUCUCUGGACAAAAAUGCCUCAGGGUGUAUGGGCUGGCUAGCUGCAAAGGGGAUAGCAUAUUUCACCCACUUUUCUCAGUGGGCACAUCUGCCAGCAAAGUCCAGGAGAGUUCUGCAGUAACUUUUACUGUACAAGUAGCAUCCCAGAGUCAGCCUGCAGUCAGCUGGGAACGUGGGCAGGAGCACGGGCACUGCCCCUGUGUGUGACAGACAUGUCUCACAACGGUAGGGGCCUAGAAAUGCCUUCACCCCAGCCUUCACUCCCUGCCUGCUCCCUCCCCUUCCCCACUCAGCUCUCCAGUGUUGUUCAUGGCACUUCAUACCAGCCAGUGGAUGGAGGCCAUGAUCAGUCAUCAUGUGGAAGCAAAGUGAAUCUGUUGAAUUUACAGUUGCAGUGAUUGUGUCCUGUCCCUUUCUUUCUGCUAGUCCUGUAACAAGCAAACAUGCUGCUUAGGAGCGACAGAUUCAGCCAGGACUGAUAACUGUCUAAAAGCAAGAAAGAAAUCUCUGCCCUCUUUCCACUUUCCUAGUUCUUGCUGCUGGUUGUUAUUCUGUAGGGUAAAAAGAAACUUCUUAUUUAAAAGUAUUUAUUAAAUUUAGUCACGUUGAUUUUGAUUUCGGGACAUGUUCAUUAUCCCCAAUUUUCCUUAAUUACUAUUAUUUAUUUUAAGGGAUUUUUAAAACAUUGUUUUAUUUGUAUGGAAAUUCAGUCUUUAUUCCUUUCACUCUUAGCAACAACAUUAAGCUUAGAUAUAUAAUUUAAAAUUCUCGCUAAUAGAGAUAUUUUUACCCAGUCAUAAUUGCUUUUCAUUAAGGGCAAAAUCCUUCAGACCUCAUUCUGACAUUACGUUAGGCUUCACUGAGAGCUUUUCUUAACUAAGUUUUUGGGGAUCUGGCUCUCAGCUAUUUGCCUGUUAACAGUUUUUGCCUCCAAAGGUCAAAUGUCUCUGUAGUUUGCUUUAUGUCCAAUAUUCUGCUUACUUAUGGUGGUUUUGUGGUACCUUUACUUUUGCAAUUGUCUCUGAAUUUCUGUUCUCUAGGUGAAUAGAUGUAUGUUUAUUUGACAGAUGUACCUAUAUCUAACUGCUUGGUGCACAUCCAGAUGUUUUUGCAUGUAUUGUAACUUAUCUUUUACUGGAGGUUAUUGCUUUGUAUUGUUAGUAAGGCAUAUCAGGCAGGGUGUUGUGCCUGUGUGCUGAUUAAACUUUUUUUUUCCUGA
Messenger RNA from Lagopus leucura (white-tailed ptarmigan), 8316 nucleotides. It is a transcript of the gene RASGRF2, whose product is annotated as Ras protein specific guanine nucleotide releasing factor 2. The transcript has 27 exons. Lineage: Eukaryota; Metazoa; Chordata; Aves; Galliformes; Phasianidae. Gene Ontology annotation, cellular component: plasma membrane. Bases 29 to 3760 code for a protein of 1243 amino acids. The record is from RefSeq and is a predicted model, not a curated record. Gene Ontology annotation, biological process: Ras protein signal transduction; positive regulation of GTPase activity. Gene Ontology annotation, molecular function: guanyl-nucleotide exchange factor activity; protein binding.